AUGUCCGCCACCAGCUUAUCUGAGUCACCUGACGGCCAACUCAGGCAGCCCGGGGAGCAGGUGAAGAUGAAGCUGAGUGGACGAUACCGGAUCCCGCUUAGUUUCGUCGCAAAAUCCGAUGCGACAAGAAAUUUCCCUGUAGAGCCUGCAGGGAAAGGGGUCAAGGUGAUCAGUGUUAUCCUCGAAAUCAGUCAGGCGUUCCAAGAGGUUCAGGAUGAAUUGGUUUCCGUGCGGCAUCGGUUGGCCGAGAUUGAAUCAGCUCUUGGCAUCCGACGCGAGGAGAAUCCAAGUUCAAACAGCGAUGACGGCAUUGACUUUCGGGAGAAUGGACUCGCCGGUGCCAUGGAGGAAGCCGCUUUAGGGAUUGGCCAGAAUCGAAGAUGGCAUGGCGAGGCGCUCAUGGAGGAUCCUGCUCAAUCCAGUCUCUCCAACACCCCGUGGUUCUCUUCGGUUGCAUUCAGUGACUGCCUGAAUGAGCUACCCACGCGACAUCAAUCUCAUAUCCUCCUGGAGGCUUACUGUGAUCGUUUGAAUUGGAUAUUCGGCUGUCUUCAUCGUGGAACUUUAUAUCGACAUCAUGCUACAUUCUGGUCACUUCAUGAGCAGGGCAAAGCCGAGGACAGCAUGACACUGGCUUUACUAUUUGCUGUCCUGAGCGUAUCUGCUUUCUUCUUUGAAGACUACCAAACAUACCCAGGCAUGCCAAACCUGGACGAGAUGGAAAGCCUGGCACAUAAAUGGUUCGACCUCUCUCUGGCCACUUUCUUCCGAUGUGAAGGCAUGACUAAACCUACUCUCACCGCGUGCAAUACAAUCUUGGCCCUUUUCCCUGCUUUCAAUCUUUCUGGGAAUACCCCAAUACAUACAUCAAUGAUGCAACUCUUAAUCGGGAUUGGUAGGUCAACUAAUCUACAUCUCUUGGGAAACGAAAAUUCUGGGUCGUCAGAAAUGGUAUUGAAACGAGACCUAGGCCGUAGAGCCUGGUGGCAGAUUGUGGAAGGAGAGUGGCACUUUCUGCCCUACCAAAGAUUCACUUCUGUUGCGCCUCAUCAGUUCGACACCAGUCUUCCCGAUCUUACAGAUGAAGAAGGUGUUCUCGCAUCGCGCUCAAAGGAAGUUCACUCCCUUUCCUUCCUACUGACUUGCUGCCACUCAUCUCAAAUUAUGUACGACCUCUACGGCACCUUAAGACCAAAUGAGCAUCCGUCAUACGAAGCGAUUCUUCGUGCCUCAGAGAGGCUUGAUGCAUUAUCAAACUCACUGCCAGAGAGAUUGAAGGAACCGACGGAAGACAUCGCUCCAGGGCAGCCUAACAUCGUGCUCGUAUCCAGAUACUUGGCCAUGAUGCUUGCAUAUCGAUCAUAUCUUAUCCAUCGCGCUUUCUUCGUCAAAUCACUCCGUGAGAAGACUUAUGAGAAAUCACGAACGGCAUGUGUGAUUGCGGCUGAGAGAAUACUCUAUAUUGCUCAGAAGGGCCUCCCCUCCGCGCUCGUACGCCUCUGGAACACAACGCUUUGGUUGGUAUCAGCAGGCAUUGUCUUAUCUCUUGACCUGCUUCUGAGCUCUAAGCAGCAAGUCAAUGAAAGCGACCUCGCAUUACAGCGACAGAGACUAUCAGAUCUUGUGAAUCUUCUGUUUGAAGUCCGAGAUAAGUCGGGAAUUGCCGUCCGUGGCGCCAAGCUGAUUUCGCAUCUCUGUUCCAUCGAGCGUCAAAUGACAGCAGAUUCCCCCAGCCACUCGUUCACAAGGCAGGGCAUUAUCGAAGUCCUAAAAACUGGAAAUCUUGGCGAAAGCCAUCAGAACACCCCCCCACAACAUGUACCCCAUGGAAGUAGCUUGCCGCUAUCCGAGCUGACUCCGAACCCAGGCCCUUCCCCAAACACCAGUGCCCCUUUCUACGGAACAGCAUACAAUAACAAUUUUCAAAGCCCCGAAUUCGCGUCUCUGAUCGGAGGGGCGAGGCUGAUAUCUGAGAAUCCAGUGGACUUUUUCGAGCCCAACGGGAUGGAGCUGGAUUUCUCCCAGCUUGACAACAUGUUCAAGAAUAUUGUUGAUAGCAUGUAA
This is a messenger RNA of Clonostachys rhizophaga, 2064 nucleotides long. The record is from the annotation of a GenBank genome assembly. Lineage: Eukaryota; Fungi; Ascomycota; Sordariomycetes; Hypocreales; Bionectriaceae.